AUGGUGGUAAUAGAUGAAUCGACAAGAUUACUACCUGAUGAACAACAUUGUGAUGCAUUGGAUGAGGAAUAUACAAAAUACAAUUUAAGUCUGCCGAAAUUUCCUAUAUUGGUAUCAUUAUGGUUAGGUUCUUUUCUAUCAUCUAUAGAUUCUACUAUUGUUGCGAACAUUAUGAACAAAGUAGCAGAAGAAUUUCAAGAGUCUCAGGAAAAACAAUGGAUCGCCACAAGUUUUCUUUUAACCAAUACUGCAUUUCAACCAUUAUAUGGUAAGCUUUCUGAUAUAACAGGAAGAAAGUUUGCCUUAUUGACUGCAUUGUCAUUUUUUGGUCUAGGAUGUUUCCUAACUUCACUCUCUACUAAUAUUAAGCAAUUUGCCAUUGCUAGAGCCAUAUGUGGGAUUGGUGGUGGUGGUAUUAAUGCGAUCAGUAGUAUUACUGUUGGUGAUAUUUGUACCGCCAAGGAUAGAGGUAUCUAUCAAGGUUAUGCUAAUAUCGUAUUUGGGAUGGGUCAAUUGCUUGGUGCACCAGUUGGUGGUUUAUUUAUUGCCACCAUAGGAUGGAGAGCCCUAUUUUGGAUCCAGGUCCCUCUGGUGAUCAUUGCAAUUAUAUUAGGUGAAAUGUAUGUGAAUAUUAAAUUAGUUCAUGUCCCGCCACCUUCUGAAAGAUUUAAGUGGAAAAAUAUAUCAAGAAUCGACUUUUUGGGAUCGUUUACCCUUGUCUCAUCAAUAACAUGUUUUAUUAUAUUAAUAUCAACUAAGAGCAAUGUAAUUUUACUGUCAUUAUUAUCAGUAUUAUCCUUUAUUGCAUUUAUCUACGUCGAAUUAUACGUUUCAAAAGAUAGAAUAUUGCCAUUUGAAUUGUUGAAGGGUUCAUUUGGAUGCAAUUCAAUUGCAACAGUUAUUUCUUCUUACGUCAUAUUUGGUGAAAUCUUCAGAUCACCAAUAUAUUUACAAUUGGUACAAGAUUUCAGCGUUAUCAAAACAGGUAUUUUCUUGAUUUUCCCAGCAAUCACAACAGCUAUAGGUUCGUUAGUUACAGGUGCUAUUUUGAAACGUACAAAAUUGGACUUAGCAUAUUGUUCUUACAAAUUGGUGUUAUUGGGAUUAUGU
Vanderwaltozyma polyspora DSM 70294 is the source of this 1110-nucleotide messenger RNA. RefSeq names its product Vba1p (gene VBA1). NCBI's taxonomy places the organism in Eukaryota, Fungi, Ascomycota, Saccharomycetes, Saccharomycetales, Saccharomycetaceae. The transcript has a single exon. The record is from RefSeq and is a predicted model, not a curated record. Gene Ontology annotation, biological process: transmembrane transport; basic amino acid transport. The annotation marks the transcript as partial. Gene Ontology annotation, cellular component: fungal-type vacuole membrane. Gene Ontology annotation, molecular function: basic amino acid transmembrane transporter activity.